CUCUAGUCUCCAGAACAGCUCAGGGAAAAAAAAAGGAAUCCUCUCUGCGAGCAGAAGCAAAGCAUCCGAACUUCCGAGGCGAGGCAGAUUUGGUUCGCGGGGCGGCGUCGGAGGAGGCAUCGCCGGCGGCGAGCUCGGCCGGGUCUACCGCGCGCGGGACCGAUACGUCGUCCUCCGCCGGCGCGAGCAAUGGCGGCGGCGCCGCGGGGCCAGGAGGCAGCGGCGUGGUCGGAGGAGGCGGCGCGGCUGGUCUGGGGCGGCGCCGUGCCGCUCCAGGUCCACCUCCACGACGCCGACGUCACCGCGCUCCCACCGCCCCCGCCCUUCCUGACUUUAGGGCCAAGAAUUGGGUAUUUUCCAUUGUUGGUGUCGACUAUAAAGGCUCAUUUCAGCAGCUCACUCCCACCGGGUGUUGAUACUGUUUGGUUUGAGUAUAAAGGGCUGCCACUGAAAUGGUAUAUACCCAUUGGUGUUCUUUUCGACCUUCUCUGUGCAGAUCCAGAAAGGCCAUGGAAUCUAACGGUUCAUUUUAGGGGGUAUCCUGCAGAUAUAUUAUCGCCAUGUGAAGGUGAAGAUAGUGUAAAGUGGAACUACAACAAUUCCCUGAAAGAGGCUGCCUUCAUCAUAACUGGAAACAGCAAGAAUGUGAUGAAUAUGUCCCAGGCUGAUCAACUUGCUAUGUGGGAAUCAGUGAGGAAAGGUGACUUGGAUAGUUAUAUGAAUAUCUCUACCAAGCUUAAGCUUGGACCGUUUGAAGAGGAUUUCUUAGUACGGACUUCCUCGUUAGAGCCUCGACAAGGUUCUGAUGAGCCUGAAUCUCCUGGAUCUGUCAAACCAUGCAGGGUACCUGUUCGAUUAUACGUGCGCAGAGUUCAACAAGACCUUGAGGAUUUAGAAGAUGCGAAGCCCGUCAGUGACUGGGAAAGUGUAUCCUAUAUAAAUCGGCCAUUCGAGAUCCGGAAGGAGGGAGGUAGAAGCUACAUUGCCUUGGAACAUGCCUUGGAGACAUUGCUACCAGAGUUCUUCAGCUCGAAGCUUACGGCUAGAGCUGCUGAUCCUGAACCUGGGGCGACGACACCAGACUCAGAACCCGACGAUUCAGGUACCAGUCCAGGCACUCCUCAUGACGAGAAACCAGCUUCGGCGAGUCUGCAAGAGACAGAUGUGGCCAAGAAGACCAAACUGAAGCUGGUGAGGGUGCAAGGCAUCGAGCUCGACAUGGACAUACCAUUCCUUUGGGUGGCCAACAACCUGAAGAACCCCGAAUGCUACCUCCAUGUUUGUGUAUAUGUUGGGGCAUGAAUACAAUGUAACAGUGACACAAGAACAGUGUCGAAAGGUUAGAUACCAUAGGAGGAGUGAGACCAGGAAUGGCCUGCUGGUCUUGUUCUUUGGUUGUACAUAUACAGAUGGUAACAUCCUUAUCGUUUAGGUGUGUCGAUGUAAGAUCUGCAGUGUUGCUGGGUUUGAAUACCAUGAUGAAUGGAAUGAUUCCUGUUUCACAAUUAUUGAUGUACUGUUCUGGUAUGGAUAUGGAAUUGUUGGGAAGGAAGAGCAUUCGAUGCA
Messenger RNA from Triticum urartu, 1566 nucleotides. RefSeq names its product autophagy protein 5-like. Gene Ontology annotation, biological process: autophagy of mitochondrion; cellular response to nitrogen starvation; piecemeal microautophagy of the nucleus. The record is from RefSeq and is a predicted model, not a curated record. Gene Ontology annotation, cellular component: autophagosome; cytoplasm; phagophore assembly site membrane. Lineage: Eukaryota; Viridiplantae; Streptophyta; Magnoliopsida; Poales; Poaceae. Gene Ontology annotation, molecular function: Atg8-family ligase activity.